Messenger RNA from Bacillus rossius redtenbacheri, 947 nucleotides. RefSeq names its product large ribosomal subunit protein uL2 (gene RpL8). The coding region runs from base 122 to 898 and encodes 258 amino acids. Gene Ontology annotation, molecular function: RNA binding; structural constituent of ribosome. Lineage: Eukaryota; Metazoa; Arthropoda; Insecta; Phasmatodea; Bacillidae. The record is from RefSeq and is a predicted model, not a curated record. Gene Ontology annotation, cellular component: ribosome; cytosolic large ribosomal subunit. The transcript has 5 exons. Gene Ontology annotation, biological process: cytoplasmic translation.
UCUUUUUAUAAUGCAAGUUUCCUGUUGUUGAAGUUGUAGAUCACGUAAGUUUAUUAUUUGUAAACUAGAAUCUGAAUUCAUCUAGACGUGACGUAUCUUCUUUUUUUAUAAACGACUCGAGAUGGGGCGAGUGAUCCGUGCACAGCGUAAGGGCGCGGGGAGUGUGUUCAGGUCACACACCAAGCAUAGGAAAGGUGCCCCUAAGUUGCGUUCGCUGGAUUAUGCUGAGAGGCAUGGGUACAUCAAAGGAGUUGUGAAGGACAUUAUCCAUGACCCUGGUAGGGGGGCGCCACUUGCCAUGGUCCACUUCCGGGAUCCGUAUCGCUUUAAGACGCGCAAGGAGUUGUUUAUUGCCCCUGAGGGAAUGUACACUGGCCAGUUCCUCUACUGUGGCAAGAAAGCCAACCUGCAGAUCGGGAACGUGAUGCCGGUGGGCACCAUGCCCGAGGGCACCAUCGUGUGCAACCUGGAGGAGAAGACGGGCGACCGCGGCCGGCUGGCGCGCGCCUCGGGCAACUACGCCACCGUCAUCGCCCACAACCCGGACACCAAGAAGACGCGCGUGAAGCUGCCCUCGGGGGCCAAGAAGGUCAUCCCCUCCAACAACCGGGCCAUGGUCGGUGUGGUGGCCGGGGGCGGUCGUAUCGACAAGCCCAUCCUGAAGGCGGGGCGCGCCUACCACAAGUACAAGGUGAAGCGCAACUGCUGGCCGAAGGUGCGAGGAGUGGCCAUGAACCCCGUGGAGCACCCCCACGGCGGAGGAAACCACCAGCACAUCGGCAAGGCCUCGACGGUGAAGCGGGGCACCAGCGCCGGGCGCAAGGUGGGGCUGAUCGCGGCCAGGAGGACCGGCCGCAUCCGCGGAGGCAAGACGGACACCAAGAAGAGCGACGACUAGACCUUUCCGGCUGUCCUCCGCCGUGUUUAAUAAAGUUCUUCUAAACCUA